UCGAGUGAAAAAAAAACAAAUCAAUUGAAAACUGAAAAAAAAGCUAAAUAGCGAAAUGUGGCAGUGCAAAUAACAACGAAUUAUCCAUUCUCAAGCAAGACAAAGUUCUUUUCAUUUAUUACGUGUGUUUAAUCAGUUUGCAAUCGUGUGUAAAUGUAGCUGCUAACGCUGCUAAACGAAGGCAAGAAGACGACGAAGAAGAAGAAGAAAAUUUUCAUUAAGGAAAGAAAAUCGAAAAAUACAAGGAAGCUUCCUAUUUGCACACAUGAAAUUAGUGGCAGAAAAAAGCCAAAAAAAAGCGAGUUUGUAGUAUAUAGUUAUCGUGAAACUCAAAAAAACAUACAAAUACACAAUUGUGCACAAAAAUAAAUAAUAAAAGGAAGAAAAAAGCCAAGGGAAGAAAAAUGUAUGGGAAUAGUAAAAUGAAUAAUGGGUUUGGAUAUCCCUCAACAUUCAGAUCAAGCGGAGCUCGUCUUUGGGGAAUGUCUCAUUCGUUGCCCAGCGGAAUUUCAAAUUACGCAUCUGCCCCCUUACAUUACAACAACAAAUAUAAUCCGCGUUAUAAUCAUCAGGAUAACGAUUUCACCUAUACACGAGCACGCAUGUUUGAUCUUCCGUCAAGUAGUACAUUCGGGCCCGGAGGAAAUUUCAAUUCAGGUAUGGGAAGCGGAGGAAGUGCAAAUCAUAAUGCGUCACAUCAUCACAAUCCUCAUAAUCGACCGCAUUCAACCACGAUGCUUGGACAUCCAUCGUCAUCAAGUACGUCAUCGCUUGCUGGCGCAUUAGCAUGUAGUAGUCAACAAACAAAUUUGAUCAUCAAUUAUCUACCGCAAGACAUGACAGAACGAGAACUUUUCUCGAUAUUUACAACAAUGGGACCCAUUGAAAGUUGUAAAAUUAUGCGAGAUCUAAAGACUGGCUACAGUUUUGGUUUUGGUUUUAUAAACUAUGUAAACGAAGAAUCAGCACUUCGUGCAAUCAAGUGUCUCAAUGGUUACACAGUCCGCAAUAAACGGAUAAAGGUUUCAUUUGCUCGACCUCCUGGCGAAGAAAUAAAAGAAACAAACCUCUAUAUAACAAAUCUUCCACGCAACAUUACCGAAGAAUGGUUAGAAACGAUUUUCGGUAAAUAUGGUUCGAUAGUGCAAAAGAACAUUUUGCGAGAUAAACUUAGCGGCAGUCCCCGAGGCGUAGCUUUUGUUCGAUACAACAAACGAGAAGAGGCACAGGAGGCUAUUUCAGCGUUGCAUAACGUUAUUCCGCAAGGCGGCAAUCAACCGUUACAAGUUCGCAUUGCCGAAGAGCAUGGGCGUGCAAAAGCAGCCCUUUAUCUACCAGCAUACAAUCAAGGCGUUCACAAUCGAGGUAGAUUUAGAAAACGCCCUUAUUAAAACAACAAAAA
Messenger RNA from Culicoides brevitarsis, 1402 nucleotides. RefSeq names its product protein sex-lethal. The coding region runs from base 405 to 1391 and encodes 328 amino acids. Gene Ontology annotation, molecular function: RNA binding. The record is from RefSeq and is a predicted model, not a curated record. NCBI's taxonomy places the organism in Eukaryota, Metazoa, Arthropoda, Insecta, Diptera, Ceratopogonidae. Gene Ontology annotation, cellular component: ribonucleoprotein complex. The transcript is spliced from 5 exons.